AUGCCACCUUCGGCCUUUCCAACCAAACUAUCCGAUCUCACCUUGAAUGACUCCAGCCUCAAUCCGUCGUUGUAUGCCAGUCUUAGAUCGAUUCGCAAGUCCACACUGUCGAUUACGAACCGUCUCCAUUCUGUCUUGCUUGACGCCCGGUUUGCCAAACAAGUAUCUGACCACUUCGAGCUGCCCCUUGUCGCCAACGAACGUUGCGGAAGUUGGUAUAUAGAGCCAGCCGACAAGGUUGGCAGUGCCUACUUCAAGAGCACAGACGGGCAUCACGGACAAUGGGACUUUUCGCUACGAAGACUUAAUCUCCAGCUCCUGCCCAUCCUAGGGAAGUACGGUGGUGCAGUGGUGGUGGACUCCACCCGUCGUGGUAAGAAUCUGCCCGACGCAUUCAGUAAGACGGUUCCCAUCUGGGUGGCCGUAAUCAACAGAGUACUUUUCCCCGAACUCCCCUCAACACAUGCUUUGCAGCAUCCCCCUCCACCAGAUGACCUAGGUCUGUCUGAGGUAUCGCAAAUCGAAGCUAGACUAGAAGGAUUUGCCCGGUCAUUUCUUCGGCUGGGAUUGGAUGUGGGCAAUUUCCGCAAUGAGUUGAAGCAUCCGAUUCGCCUUUCAUGGGCCAUAAAUGGUCGCUUCGACACCGAUGAUGUGUCCAUCGCCGACGAAGCCGAGCGUGAUGUCGACAAGUGGAACCACUUGGUUCUCUGCUCUGCGUCCCGUCGGGUUCACGGGGCAGAGGCAUCCGAAGGCGGAUAUAUUCAAGGAGCUGGCGACGACAGUGAAGGAUGGUCACACGGUCUCACUGCGCAGUUGUUUUGGAAACACCGGAAUGAGUUGAUGCAGACCCCUGAAGCCGACCUGCCUGAUUUCAUCGAACAAUUGAUUGAUCUGGAAGAGAACCAAUGUGCUCUGGAAAGCCAAUCCACGAAGGUUCUCCCAACAUCCAACAUUCACAUUGGAGCUGGGCCCGUCUCUGAGACCCAAGGAUUCGAUCUCAUAAUCAACUGUCAAGGCGAACUUCCUCCGUUACCAAAGAGACUCGAUUUGAAAUGCCGAUCUGGCAAAUUGGGGAGCAAGGACCUUCGAGACAAGCUUGGAAUGGUCAACGAGACCGUCCGAGCACUGCUUCUAGAGGAUGAAUCUAGCCAGAUCCUGGUCACUUGCUCGAGCGGGAAAGACCUCAGCGCUGGCGUUGUGGUGGCUCUGUUGUGUCUGCUCUAUGAUGAUCAAGGUCGUGUGCAAAUAAACAGCAAAGCCGCCAGCAUGGAUAAGGAUUUGGUCAAACGCCGACUGGCCUGGAUCACUUGUGCCAAAGCGGAUGUCAACCCUUCGAGGGCUACACUGCAGGCCGUCAAUUCGGUCCUGAUGCAGCGACCCGACUGA
Capronia coronata CBS 617.96 is the source of this 1386-nucleotide messenger RNA. RefSeq names its product initiator tRNA phosphoribosyl transferase. Gene Ontology annotation, molecular function: tRNA adenosine(64)-2'-O-ribosylphosphate transferase activity. The coding region runs from base 1 to 1386 and encodes 461 amino acids. Gene Ontology annotation, cellular component: cytoplasm. Gene Ontology annotation, biological process: charged-tRNA amino acid modification. The record is from RefSeq and is a predicted model, not a curated record. The transcript has 2 exons. NCBI's taxonomy places the organism in Eukaryota, Fungi, Ascomycota, Eurotiomycetes, Chaetothyriales, Herpotrichiellaceae.